AUGGAUUCUGGCUUGCUGUUAACUCCUAAAUCAAAAGUUAAAGCUUUGUUGGAGACAGCGAAUGAGCCUUCAUUGGAAAGCGAAGAAAUUGAUUCGAGCUCAAAAGUUGAUACUCCAGUUGAUUCAAUUUCAAAAAAUGAUUUUGAAUCUGCCUAUGAACGCGUGAAGAAGAAACUCGAAGAAAGCUCAAAAACCAAACAACCAAUUGAUACACCAAUUGACAAAAAUGGCCUGGAUUUAGUUGAAGAAGAAACAGAAACUCACGACAUCGCCGAACCAAGUCGUGAGCAGAAGUUAAAAAAAUUAAUUGAAAAGAAGAAGCGCGAACUGCGAAGAGAACAACGCGAACUUCUUCAAGAUAAUGAGAAUUCUGUUAUGCCAAUGGACGAAGAUGCUCCAAUUGAUGAUGAUGAAAGCUAUGCUACUUCUGAUGACGAUGAAUCCAGUUCCCAUAGUCGUCGUGAAGUUCAACUUCGUAAUGCCUCGAAAAAUGCACUAAUUAACAUGCAUAAAGAAACUGCAAGACUCACCAGAGAUCUAAACCUCAAACCAAAAGCAUACGUUAAGCAGAAAGUUACCAUUGGUGACUUUCUGAGUAAGCUCGGACUGGAGAAAACAUCAACAGAUGAAAACAAAAACGAAACCCCAAAUGUCACUGAUGGGGUUGAGCUCUUGGAAAAGCAUGACGACGAGACUGAACAUGUUGUAGAUCCUGCUUCUCCGUCUAAACUUCUUCCUGUUUCACAGGGAGAAGAGAUUGACGGCUUCAAUGUUGCGAAAAUGGACGAAACGCCGUAUGAUUAUGGCCUUGUUGAUUUAUCAAACUUCGAAGCAACGCAUGAGGAUGAACAGCCAGAGUGCCAUGCGGACAUCGAUGGGCUUGAUUUGUUAGAUAUGGGUUCUUCCCUCCUCGUUACCCAAAAAACAACAAAGAUUUCUCCUUCAGAGCGUCAAAUUGCCCUUCAAAAGGCCUUUUACAAGUCUGAGAUUGCUGACUUGAGUGAAUCGUCCGAUGACGAACUGGAAAUUGUUAAGAAUAGCUCUUCUAGCAAAUUACUUGACCAUAUUGAGAAGGAGGUUGAAGAGGAGCCGUCUACCGAGGUUUCUGUUCUUCAGAAGCUUCCUUUACCUCAAUUUACGGAGUCAAUGACAGCUGCUCUUGAACACAAAAACAAAUUCAAGGAAAUCAAUAGAAAGUUUCUGCGACGCGCCGCUGUGCAAGCGAAGCAAAAACAAGAUGAAUAUCUACAGGAUGUUAUGCAGUUGGGAGAUGAUUUGGAUUAUGAACAAGGAAGAAUGUUACUGAAGCGGGAAGACCUUUUAGCUGAAGCGCAAGCUGAAGCCCGGCUCAUUCGAAAAUUGGAAAGGAAAAAGGAGAAGCUUCAAUCUCGUGUUGAAUUAAAGGAUGAAACUGAGGUCACCUUUGCCGAAAAUGAGGAUACACAUCUCGCGGAAGGCUUCAAUGUCGGUUUGGGAAUUGCCAAAGUGCGAAAGAUGGGAAGAAGAAAGUGUAUCAUUCGCGAUGAAGAAGACACCAUACCAAAUGAACAUAAACCUCCCAUUGUACAAACAGAAGAUUUGGAUGUGGCACCUAAAACUUCAUCCACUGAUUUAAAUCCUCUGCAGCUUAUUGAACAAGCGGAUGGUAUAUCGGCUUCCCAAAUUACUAUUCUGGACGGAUCAUUUAGCGCUCUUCCUCCGCGAUGGGACAAUGCAACUGGAAAUACUCCUACACAAACGACAGAUGCAGUAAUUGAACCAACGCAGCCCACUCAGCUUGACGAUGCGACGCCGACGCAGGUGGAUGCAGGAACUCCCCUUCAGCUUUCGUAUGAGCUCGACUCGGUAAAAGAAAGUAAAGAUGUCAUUGACAACUUAAUUGAAGAUCAAGCUGUUGAAUCAGAUGAUGAGUAUGCCGGAUUCGGCGGUCUUUCUGAUGAUGACGAAGGACUGGAUGUUAAUGCGGGUGCUCUGAAUGCGAUGAUUGACGAUGAGACAAGACUUCAACAAGGCGAAGCACUUGCGAUUGGUCAGUUAUUCCAUGAACGCGAAAUGGAACAGGACAAAGCAAAGCUUUUGCGUGUGAUGAACGAUGUUGCUUAUGGUACUCUACGAAAGAGAAAUCGCCGGACGAUGAACGACCUCCCCAGUGAUGAAGAAGACGAUGAACAUUUCGCCAGUGUUCGGCGGCAGCGAAUCCGCGAGAUGCGCCGUAUGAAGUUGUUGGAGGAUGAACGACUCGGUGCAUUAGGCGGGGAGAAGCACAAGGCCUUCUUGGCAACCGUUGAGGAUGGCAAGAUGGAAAGCACUGAACAGCUUGCGUGGCUUGAGACAACAAAUGAAGACUCGGGUGUUGGUUCAUCUGAAUUGGGCGAAGAAGCUAUUGUGGUUCCAGACACUUCGCGUUCAAAACCAUUUCAAGAAUUUGAGCUCCAAGCAACACCUGUUAAUGUUAUUGACCGAGGAGAUAUUCGUAAGAAGUCGGAAAGUAAUUCACAGAGUGCAAUCAAUGCUUCUACCACAAGUCUCGAUUUGCCUAUCUUUUUGUCUAAACGCACACUUCUCAUGCAAGCCGAGCGGAAGAAACUCCAAUGUCUUUCACGCCCGCUUUCCGUUGAGAGCAAUCCAAAAGUGGUAGUUCCGAAAGUUGUGUCCAAGAUUCCUCGGCUUCGUCGAUUCAAUGGCUCAAGACGUACUGCUCCGAGUUCAAGACCGAUACGCAGUGACAACAACUCGCAUUCGUCUUCGCCUGCUAAUGCUGAUGCUAACGAUUCCUCAACAACAGGUCGCAUUAGUUUGCUUCAAACACUUGAUGGUUUUGAUGAUUUUGAGUAG
Schizosaccharomyces japonicus yFS275 is the source of this 2835-nucleotide messenger RNA. RefSeq names its product mediator-replication checkpoint 1. Gene Ontology annotation, cellular component: nucleus. The record is from RefSeq and is a predicted model, not a curated record. The transcript has 2 exons. Lineage: Eukaryota; Fungi; Ascomycota; Schizosaccharomycetes; Schizosaccharomycetales; Schizosaccharomycetaceae. Bases 1 to 2835 code for a protein of 944 amino acids.